UUAUUCAUUUUCUUCGCUCGACUGAAACUAGGAGUCACUUCAUCAUGUCUGGAAGAGGCAAAGGCGGUAAAGGACUCGGGAAAGGAGGCGCUAAGCGUCAUCGUAAAGUUCUGCGUGAUAACAUCCAGGGAAUCACCAAACCCGCCAUUCGUCGUCUCGCUCGCCGCGGCGGAGUCAAGCGCAUCUCCGGUCUGAUCUACGAGGAGACCCGCGGGGUGCUGAAGGUGUUCCUGGAGAACGUGAUCCGCGACGCCGUCACCUACACCGAGCACGCCAAGAGAAAGACCGUCACCGCCAUGGACGUUGUGUACGCGCUCAAACGACAGGGACGCACUCUGUACGGUUUCGGAGGUUAAACACCGUAAACAACAAACACAACGGCUCUUUUAAGAGCCAC
Cyprinus carpio (common carp) is the source of this 397-nucleotide messenger RNA. RefSeq names its product histone H4. NCBI's taxonomy places the organism in Eukaryota, Metazoa, Chordata, Actinopteri, Cypriniformes, Cyprinidae. Gene Ontology annotation, molecular function: protein heterodimerization activity; structural constituent of chromatin; DNA binding. Gene Ontology annotation, cellular component: nucleosome. The record is from RefSeq and is a predicted model, not a curated record. Gene Ontology annotation, biological process: nucleosome assembly.